This is a messenger RNA of Melanotaenia boesemani (Boeseman's rainbowfish), 4197 nucleotides long. RefSeq names its product regulatory factor X, 2 (influences HLA class II expression) (gene rfx2). The transcript is spliced from 18 exons. Gene Ontology annotation, biological process: regulation of transcription by RNA polymerase II. Gene Ontology annotation, cellular component: nucleus. The coding region runs from base 166 to 2376 and encodes 736 amino acids. The record is from RefSeq and is a predicted model, not a curated record. NCBI's taxonomy places the organism in Eukaryota, Metazoa, Chordata, Actinopteri, Atheriniformes, Melanotaeniidae. Gene Ontology annotation, molecular function: DNA-binding transcription factor activity, RNA polymerase II-specific; RNA polymerase II cis-regulatory region sequence-specific DNA binding.
GCCUCGAGACCCCGUCGCGCUAUAGUGACUGUAGCCGUGGAGACAGUUACUUACCAACGGGCGCAACACUCAGCAACAGCAGCAGCAGCAUCUGGAAGUCACCGAACGAGUGGGAGAGAGGGGAAAAAGAUCAGAGCGAGGGCAGAAGUUUUCUCACGGCGAAGCAUGCAGAACUCUGAGGGAGGGUCAGACACCACUACCAGCGUGACUGCGCUGCGGACAUCAUCAUCAGCCCAGGCUCCUGUGGUACAGCCCGUCCCAGCUUCCCAGCAGAGGGUGCUGGUUCAAGCCACAGGCUCAGCUCAGAAGGGAGGACAAGUACAGCAGCUUUCAGUACCCAGGGUCCAACAGGUCCCUCAGCAGGUGCAGCAGGUGCAGCAUGUCUACCCAUCUCAAGUCCAGUAUGUUGGAGAAAGCGGAGAAGCUGUGUAUACCAAUGGAACAAUCCGAGCAGCUUACUCUUAUAACCCUGAGACUCAGCUGUAUGGGCAGAGCAGUGGAGGAACCUACUUUGAUUCUCAGGCUGGUGGAACUCAUGUCACCACGGUGGUGUCCUCUGCCAGUGGUGGUGUGCCUCCACACAGCAUGGUUGGCAUUGCCAUGGAUGUGGGCAGUAGCCACAUCAUCUCCAGUGGCAGCACCUACCUGAUACAUGGCGGAAAUAUGGAGGGAAGCCGCAACCACAUAUCACACUCAUCACGCUCCUCCUCAGCCAUGCUUGAAAUGGCGAUUGAAAACCUCCAAAAGUCUGAAGGAAUUGCAAGUCACAAAAGCAGCCUGCUCAACAGCCAUCUCCAGUGGCUGUUGGACAACUAUGAGACGGCAGAAGGAGUAAGCCUGCCCCGGUGUUCCCUCUAUAACCAUUACCUGCGGCACUGUCAGGAACAGAAACUGGAUCCAGUCAACGCAGCCUCCUUCGGCAAACUCAUCCGCUCGGUCUUCAUGGGGCUGAGGACCCGCCGCCUUGGCACCAGAGGCAACUCUAAGUAUCAUUACUAUGGCAUCCGGGUGAAGCCGGACUCACCGCUCAAUCGGCUGCAGGAGGACACCCAGUACAUGGCCAUGAGGCAGCAGCCUGUCCACCAGAAACAGAGGUUCAAGCCUCUACAGAAGGUAGAUAGCAUGUCUGACAGCCUGUGUGGGAGCUCUCAGCACUGCAACAGCACUCCAGAGCAGUCGGUGGCUGCUCAAAGCCAGCACCACCAGCAGUACAUCGAUACAUCUCACACUUUGCCUCCAUUUCCCUCUCCUGACUUGGGCAUCCAGCCUCUACCUGAGCGCAUCAACGUGAAUGACAUCAAGAAGUUUCAAACACUCUACAGAAACCACUGUGAGGCUACUUUGGAUGUGGUGAUGAAUCUCCAGUUCCACUAUAUUGAGAAACUCUGGCAGACAUUUUGGUAUUCAACAACGCCAUCUAGUGACGGAAGUACCACUAUCCCCAACAGUGAUGAUGACUUGGAAAGUGGAAUUCCCAGAGAGAAGCUUGUGGCUCUGUGUAAAUAUGAACCAGUCAGAAUAUGGAUGAGGAGCUGUGAUCACAUCCUCUACCAGGCCCUGGUGGAGAUCCUCAUCCCUGAUGUGUUACGUCCUGUUCCCAGCACCCUCACUCAGGCCAUCCGAAACUUUGCCAAGAGUCUGGAAGGCUGGCUGACUAACGCCAUGAACAAUUUCCCUCAAGAGAUUAUUCGCACUAAGGUGGCGGUGGUCAGCGCGUUUGCUCAGACUCUGAGGCGUUACACCAGUCUGAACCACCUGGCCCAGGCAGCACGGGCCGUCCUUCAGAACACCUCCCAAAUCAACCAGAUGCUCUCUGACCUCAACAGGGUAGACUUUGCCAACGUCCAGGAGCAGGCGUCAUGGGUGUGUCAGUGUGACGAGAGUGUGGUUCAGCGUCUUGAGCAGGACUUUAAGGUCACCCUGCAGCAGCAGAGCUCUCUGGACCAGUGGGCUACUUGGCUGGAUAAUGUGGUCUCUCAGGUUCUGAAACCUCACCAGGGCAGCCCCAGCUUCCCCAAAGCUGCUCGCCAGUUCCUGCUUAAGUGGUCCUUCUACAGUUCAAUGGUGAUCAGAGAUCUGACUCUGCGCAGCGCUGCUAGUUUCGGCUCCUUCCACUUGAUCCGCCUGCUGUAUGACGAGUACAUGUUUUACCUGGUGGAGCAUCGUGUGGCUCAGGCCACUGGUGAAACUCCGAUUGCUGUCAUGGGAGAGUUCAGUGAUCUGAGCUCAAUGAUGCCAUCUCUGAUGGAAAAGGAUACACCUUUCUCUGAUGAGAUGAGUAAUUUGGGCAGUGAUACUGAUGCAGCCAGAGGACCUUCUGAACCGGCUGUGAAGAGAGAGAGGAUUGAAAUCAACCACCCUCUGCAGGAGAUGUGAGUCCUUCCUGAAAGCCACAGCAUCUCUGUGACGAGUGGCUCAUGAAGCCUUUUGGAGCACAACGGUCCCUUCCCUCUGCAGACAGUGUGCAAUGUAAAUAAAAAAAAAAGAAAAAGUGUAGCGGCAUUGGUCCUCCCCUGACUAGUAUUUUUAAGGAUUUUCUUUUUUUUUUUUAAACUCACAAGGGUGUAACAGGUCUGAUGUUUUGUUUUUUUCCAACUGUGAAUAAUGUUGUGCAGUACUUUCUUAUUGGAUGUAUAACUUUGAGUGGUGGUAUUGUGAUUAAUUUUCUCUUUUUUAAUUUUAUUUUUUAUUUGAAUUAGUUGUGCCAUAGUGUCAUUUGAGUGCCUUAGAUCUCUAACUUUAAAACCACCACUGCAGAUGUCUGUUCCUCAGCUGUGCCUCUACCGCAGUAUGAAUGUAUCGUUUCAAAAACCUCAAACAUUCAAAGCACCUUUAACGUUGACUAGGUAUCGGUGUGCUCUUCUCGUUUGCUCUGCUGCAGCUCGUACCUAACACACACAAAAAAGGUAAAAGAUAUUAAGAACAACUGACUCAAAGGACUUUUCCCCUCAGUUAUUCCCACCAGCUCAAGUUAAAUGCAGGCUCUGUGUAAGGCAGUAGGACCUCAUCAUGUGGCUGUAGUCAGGAAGGCGGGGAUCUCGGGUGUGUUAGAUGUUAGUUUGUUUACCUCAAUAGAUUUCUAUGCUAUGCUCAGUUCGGCUCAGAUUACAUGAGGCAAGUAUUUAAAAGAAGAUAAAUGUAGCCACUGUUCUGUUUUGUAUCUCACUCCCGUUUCCUUUUCAUGUAAAUAGUUCUACACGUUGAUCUCAAACCUGUGACAGCUCUAAAAGCCGUAAGGAUACAUGCACACACUUGUGGCUGUUUACUUCAGAGUUGGAACAAGUCCAGAAUAAUCAGUUAAAUGGAGACAGGAUGUUAAAUACAUGUUAAAGCUUUGGACUGGUAAACCAAAACCCUUAAACAAAAAGGCAUCUGAGCCAGCACACAAGCCCCAGACUUCAGAUACUUUGACCUCAUGCAGUUACUCAGUUGAAGUCUUAUAUUCUGUUUGAAUUAGAUGGAAAAUACAGUGUGUUAUUUGGGGAACUUGUCCAUAAUAGAUUAUAUAAAUAAAUAUAUAUCUUUAUAUGAUGUAGAAAGUGUGUGCUCUGUGGCCUAUGCCUUUUAAUCUCUUUUCUGAUGCUGUACUUGUCAAGUCAUAUUACAUCUGAAGAAAUGCUUUGAUCUGUAAUUGAUUAAACUGGCAUGUAAAAAAUUUGUUUCCAAUCUCAGUUGUUAAAUGUAAAGACAAUUAGUUCCACCUGAGGCGCUGCUGCCCCCGGGAAAAAUAUUGAACUGUCACAAGAAAAAAAAAAAUCUUAUUUAUAUGAACUAAUCUGAUUUAAUGAACUUCAGCUUUGUGUUGAGAUUUGUUUGCUUGUUUUGAUUUUUCCCACGUUGUUUCCCCCUAAAAUGAUUUUGUUGUAGCAAUGAGUCCUGAAGUUUGAGUUAUUUAAGGCUUUUUGUAACGUGUGCCUGUCACAGUAAUUUGCCUUAAAGUGCUUUGGACAAAAAUCAUUUCUAUGUGUACUUUGUAAUGUUUUGUAAGGCUGUUAUAGAGGUUUUGGCGGAGGAUUAUUUUUAUUGAACUAGGUUCUUCUUACAAGUAUACUGAACCCUUAUUUUUGUGUAUUUUUAAACCUGUUCUUGACUACACUUUAACUGGCCUAAGGACAGAUGGCGGUCUGUAUUAAACUGCAUAGUUCGGCUGUAUUUUGUACUUGGUCACAAUGUGUAAUAAACUGGUGUAGACCAAAA